GCCUUGGUGCAUCUCCCGUAGCCCUCCCUUCUGGGACGCUAGACGCCUCCCGCACUCCCACUGGGCUCCUCCCUGCUAUAGUGAAGACGAAACAAGUAGAAGAGGAAAUGACAUUGUCCAACUUAACCAGCGCAUCAGCUGGCGAGGCUAGUGUGUCUUCGGGCAACCAUGCUGAUGGCACCAAUCCUGGGAUGCCGCCGACACCGUCCACCCCGGCCACCCCCACUACCACCACCGUUACGGUGUCCAGUGGUCAGCCUCUCGGUGUACCUGUGAAACGCAAACGAAAUCUGCCGGGCACUCCAGACCCGGAAGCCGAGGUGAUCGCGUUGUCACCAAAAACAUUGAUGGCCACGAAUCGAUUCGUGUGCGAAAUUUGUAACAAGGGUUUUCAGCGCGACCAAAACUUGCAGUUACAUCGGCGCGGCCACAACUUGCCGUGGAAGCUGCGGCAACGGACCAGCAAGGAGGUUCGCAAGCGCGUCUAUAUUUGCCCUGAGCCCUCUUGUGUGCAUCACGACCCGUCGCGUGCUCUGGGCGACUUGACUGGUAUUAAAAAACACUUUUGCCGAAAGCACGGUGAGAAGAAGUGGAAGUGUGACAAGUGCUCUAAGAGAUACGCUGUUCAAUCCGACUGGAAGGCCCACUCUAAGACGUGUGGUACUCGAGAGUACCGCUGCGAUUGUGGUACCUUAUUUUCCAGGCGUGACAGUUUUAUUACUCACCGAGCAUUCUGCGAUGCUCUGGCAGAGGAGAGUGCCCGAGUAUCAGCAGGGAAGCAAGGUGGUGGACAACCUGAUGGACUCACGGGCCCAGGUUCGUCAUCCAUGUCAGUCGUGGGUGCCCCUUCCUCUCCUCCGCACGGCAAUAAUGUGGGUCCUGUGAGUGGGGAUCCUCUGGCUUCUGUGGUUCCAUUAGCAUCUAGAUCUGGCGGUUUGCCGCCAUCUAUGGCGGGUUUGGGUGGCCUUAGUGAGCUACCUCGUUGGUGUGGAGCCCCCGGCGGCUCUGGUUCUGUCCCAAGGGCUGGCACUGGUUUAUCGCUCUGGUUGGGACCUGAUCCAGGUCCUCCCGGCAACCAGCAGCAGAUGCAUCAGCUAUUGUCAGGGUCGGAUGGCAAUUCCUCGUUCCUACUGCAGGCUCAGAAAGGGAUGCAGGGUGGUGCUGACCUGCCCGGAAUUUUGAACCCACUUGACUAUGAUGUGCCACAGGCACCCCGACCUUCAAGUGGUCAGCUUCCCUUGACACCCUCCGGAAGCUUGCUUGCUCAUCUGUUUGCAUCUGGAAACGGACUGCAAGGAUUCCAAGGAUCCAGUCCAUCUCAAAGUGGAGCUACUGCUGGAAUGGGUAUAUCAGGAUUCUCAGAUUUUACUGGAGGUGCCUCUCGUAUGGAGAGAGGGUUAACUGCCGCAGGGAUGUCCCCAACUUCCUCCGCUGGAUUAACGAGCAACUCCUCUUCUGGGAACACCAACAGUGGUGGUAAUCUUUCCUCGGUGUCGCCACUUUUCAAAGCUCAGCAGCAACAGCAGCAGCACACUGCUUCUGCUCAGAUGUCUGCAACUGCUCUGCUGCAGAAAGCUGCUCAAAUGGGAGCAACCGCCAGCAACUCCUCUCUUUUGCGAGGAUUUGGGUUAGGAGGUGCAGAUUCAAACUCUUUGGGCAUAUGGCAAGGUCAUCGUCAAGAGCAACAGCAGCAGCAGUCACAACAGUCGCAUCCGCAGCCGCAGCAGCAACAGUCGCAGUCACAACCCCAGCCACAACAGCAGCAGGGGAGGACAGGUGAUCUUCUACUUAAUAACAUGGUAAACCAUGCUCUAAUAAGGCGACCGGGUGAUUUACAAAAUGUUUCGCAGGGAUUGGGUGGCUCGUCGUUAGGGCAGAGCAACAGUUUUGGAGGAGGUCAAGGAAGACUGUCUGAUAGUUCCACUAACGUGCAAGACUUAAUGAAUUCUUUGUCUGGAGGUGCUGGACUGUUCGGAGGACCAUUAAGUAGUAUGCCUUCUAUGUUUGGCCCUAGCUCUACGAGUAUGGGAGGAAUGCUGCCACCCAGUACCCAGCGCAUAUCUCCUAGUGAAGGUCUUGCUAAUAGUACGUUCACUGGAGGUCCAGGAGUGUUGCAAGGCAUGGGUCCUUCCUCUCUGUUGCCAGGUCUUGGUGGUUCCUCCAGAGGGGAGAAUGAUGGUAGUGACAGGUUUACUCGUGAUUUCUUGGGGGUAGGAGGAGCUUCAGGGAUGACAGCUGUUGGUGGAGGGAUGGGACGGACUCUGUCUCAACGAGAUUUGGCUAGUAUCACAUCACUUGGACCAGGUGUAGACCUUGGCGCUUUUUUUAAUCAAGGAGAGAAUCUGCGAUCCGUAAAUGCAAGCGGCCGCUCUCCUGGGAAGUCAUGGGACGCCACCUAGUUCCUCUGGAUGGCUUUGUGAAGCCCUCUUCCUGCCUAGGGUCAAUCAUAAUGCCUAGGAGGCACAUGCAAUUUUGAUUACAGUUAGUCUUUCCUUUUGUAAUACAUGGCCGUCAGGCAAGUGCCCCUCUGUACAUUGUGUUCCCUUCCGUCCUGCUUCCUGUGGAGGGUGUUGCGCAUGCCAUGAUAACUGAGAAGCUCUUCCAUUCAGGCUGAUGGUGCAUUUGAGUUGUAACAUAGUCCAUCAAGUGUCCCAAGUCUUUUUGGCCAUUUCCGUUUGGGCCGGCUUGUGGUGCUUUUGGUUGUUGUCCCAUAGUUGGGUUAUACUACCAUGUAACAAUUCUUUUGUCAACAAAUUAUUCGCUUCUCCUUU
This is a messenger RNA of Physcomitrium patens, 2771 nucleotides long. RefSeq lists its product as uncharacterized. Gene Ontology annotation, cellular component: nucleus. The record is from RefSeq and is a predicted model, not a curated record. NCBI's taxonomy places the organism in Eukaryota, Viridiplantae, Streptophyta, Bryopsida, Funariales, Funariaceae. Gene Ontology annotation, molecular function: DNA-binding transcription factor activity.